AUGUCUCCGACUCGCACAUCUCACCCUCUCGUUCCUGGACCAGGCGUCUCGAUAGCUGCUGCAGAGACACCUAUCAACGAUGUGCUGCAACCAUUUCAAUGCGCGAUUUGCCAGAAACGGUUCACCCGUCACGAAAAUCUCAAACGACAUUACGCGGCCCACGUCGCAGCCGAAUCUGGUGCGAGCUAUUCAUGUGGUGAAUGCAGUACUACUUUCUCUCGUAUGGAUCUCCGAAAACGGCACAUGAAGAGGAAACAUCCAGAUAAAACUUCGGAUGUAGCUGCCAGUGAACGAUCCCUCCCUUCUCAGGAUACCCAGGAUCAGAAUGAAGACCAGGACCAGCAACGCUCGACGUCUACAGGGCCAUCACCAGAACAGUUUCUCCAAUCCCCAAACUCCUUUGACGACCUGGCUGUGAGUGAUUACCGCACUUCCAUCGUUCAUGAUCCUUUGAAAAGGACAGGUGGGGCUAAUGGUCCAUCUGAACAGCCAUCAACGUCUCUCGUGCAAGAAAACGCUAUCAACGCCUGUCCUACUUUGCCUAUCACGCACCUGCCAGAAACUUUCACCACAGAUGAGUCUACCUUCCGACGCAAUAAUACGGUUCAAGAUGCCGAUUUAGUAGCUCAGCUCUUGUUCAACGUCCCCGAUGACCACACAAAUACAACCUCAACGACAUUUACUACUAGCCAAAGCACUAGUCAAGGGCCAGAUCUCUCACUCCACGACAUACAUACGGGGGUCGAGCUGUAUUUUGACCACGUAUCGCAGUUCCUGCCAUUCUUGCAUCGUCCCUCUUUUCGAGCUGAGGCCGUAUCAAAGCCGCUGCUUCUCAGUGUCCUUUCUUUAGGAUACCAGUUCAGUGACGAAGCUUAUAUAUGGAAGACUCUGGCAUCACAAUGCUUCCAUCAUGCUGUCAAAUUGCUGGAAUUGACAAGCGCGUCGACAGCGGCAGCCAAACUAGCUCUCAUUCAGGCGCGUCUCUUGCUGCAAGUCUAUUCUGUGAUGUACACGAGUGGACAGGAAACAACGUGCGGUCUUCAGCUACACGCAAAGUCCGUCGAACUAUCACGCAAAGGCGGUUUGAUGGACCCUCUCCCAGUGAAAUCAAACUCGACGACAGAUCUCGAUGCACUUUGGUACGAAUGGAUACAUGCGGAAAGUCACAAAAGCUCAUUGAUCACUCUGGGACCGUUGAUAUCUGCUCGAGCUUGCGAUGGGGGACAAGCUACAUGGUGUGAGGCUACGUGGCACAUGACGAUGAUUGAGCUGCUCAACUGGUCAUCUGCUCACACUAACGGAGUGGUAGAGGGGAGUGUGGACGCCGCCUUGGCUUCAGCCUGGUUCCUACAGUAUCUCGAUCGGGCCGACACAGCAGUUGUAGAACCGCCAUGGAUUACAGUCUAUGCCUUCAAAGCAUUCUACAUAGCAUGGCACCUUGCACGAGCCGGCAAUUUCGACACUAUGACACACAUAGGGCUGAUCGAUAUGCCUGGAAUAAUGACAUGGGCUAAUGUUGUAUUCGGACGGAGGGGAAAAUGGGAAGUGGGGAAAUUGAUUUUGCGGAGUUUAGAUUCAUUGGAAAUUGUGUAA
Messenger RNA from Kwoniella shivajii, 1593 nucleotides. RefSeq lists its product as uncharacterized. The record is from RefSeq and is a predicted model, not a curated record. The coding region runs from base 1 to 1593 and encodes 530 amino acids. Gene Ontology annotation, biological process: regulation of transcription by RNA polymerase II; DNA-templated transcription. NCBI's taxonomy places the organism in Eukaryota, Fungi, Basidiomycota, Tremellomycetes, Tremellales, Cryptococcaceae. The transcript is spliced from 6 exons. Gene Ontology annotation, cellular component: chromatin. Gene Ontology annotation, molecular function: RNA polymerase II cis-regulatory region sequence-specific DNA binding; zinc ion binding; DNA-binding transcription factor activity, RNA polymerase II-specific.